UCGACGCGCAAUGUCCAGCCUUGCCAAGACCUGCCCCUAUUCUUCACCAAUGAACGGAACGGGCAAAUUUACAAGCGGUAUAAGCGUUACACUAUGGCCGAGACGGACAGUGACAGCUUGCGAACGAGAUGUUGACAAAACAUUGAAGAUCUGCUAAAUGCAACGUUGGCCCCCAAACGAGAAAGUCUUCGAUUCUACCGAAUCAGGUGUUGUAAAAACCGUUGGGAGUGAAGCUACCGGGAAGCUGGCGACAGAUAUUGGGGAAGACAGAUCUGCUUAUCGGAACUGCGAGCGAUAACGCACGAGCUCUUUGGAGUAAAGACUGAUUUAACGACCGGAAUAUAGGAAUAUGAAACAUGGAAACAGCAUCAUUCGCGAAACAGCCCGAGCUCACUCUUCAUCAUGUGCACUUAUUUGCCCUUUUUGGAAAAUAUUUAAUCCGGUAAUUGUAUGUGGUACACAGUAUUGUACACUAUUUACUAGUAUUGAGCUGUUUUUGUAAGUGAUUAUUUGUAGUGCAUCAUCUCACUCGGGAUAUGGAUAUUUGGACUUGGCUGCGUUGAAGGGACCCGCUGCCUGCCUGUCCAUCAUAAUGGAUCAAGAUGAUAACCAAGAACCUUUGCAUGCCCUUUACGGGCCUAACCGGAUGCGGCCGUCAUCGUACAGGGCACUGCGAAGUGCUGUGUCCAGCCUGGCAAGAAUCGAUGAUUUUUUCUGUGAAAAAAUCGGUUCCGGGUUCUUCUCAGAAGUGUUUAAGGUGCAGCACAGGAUCACAGGGCAGGUGAUGGCUCUGAAGAUGAACACAAUGGCCAGUAACAAAGCUAACAUGCUGAGAGAGGUGCAACUCAUGAACCGCCUUUGCCACCCCAACAUCCUCAGGUUUUUGGGUGUAUGUGUUCAUGAAGGACAGCUUCACGCUCUUACAGAGUACAUAAAUGGGGGCAACCUGGAGCAGCUGCUGGACAGUGACAUAUAUCUUUCAUGGACUGUGAGGAUAGAUCUCUCUCUGGACAUUGCAAGAGGGCUGCAAUAUCUACACAGCAAGGGCAUUUUCCACCGAGAUCUUACGUCUAAGAAUUGUCUGGUGCGUUGUGACAAUGGUGCUUUUACAGCUGUGGUUGGGGACUUUGGGCUGGCAGAGAAAAUCCCUGAUUAUAGUGAUGGUGUUGAAAAGCAACCCUUAGCAGUUGUGGGCUCCCCCUACUGGAUGGCUCCAGAAAUGUUAAGAGGAGAGCUGUACAAUGAGAAGGCGGAUGUCUUUUCAUAUGGAAUAAUCCUUUGUGAGAUUAUUGCUCGAAUUGAGGCUGACCCAGAUAUCCUCCCACGGACAGAGGAUUUUGGACUGGAUGUAGACACCUUUGGGCAUAUGGUGGGAGACUGUCCACCUUCAUUCCUUUGCCUGGCUGUCAAUUGCUGCAAUAUGAGUGCAGACAGUCGUCCCGCCUUCUCUGAAAUAGUAGUGACACUUGAGAGGAUCGAGAGAGAAAGAGUGAAGACUGAAGUUCCAGUCAUCCUAGAACCCAUUGCCAUUGACGUCAGCCCGUAUAGGAGAAGAAGCUCACCAUGCUAUCCUGGUGACCAGCGGCUAUCACGUAGUCAGUCAGACGUAUUGCCCCCUGCCACAUCACCAUGUUUAGGCACGCCUGCACGGGUCAACCCAUUCUCUCUUCGUCAAGACCUCAACGGUGGUCGCAUCAAGCUGUUCGACACCCCUAGCAAAUCUGUCAUCUCUCUUACCUUUACCCUUCCACCACCUCCAGACCCUUGUGCCUCCCCACCACUAAACAGGAGCCCGGGGCUCAGAGGACCCCCUCGAAGGUGUCGAUCCCUGCCAUGCACCCCCGAUCUGGGUCGACAGCCACUCUUACGGGACCAAGAGUACCGGAAAGAGGAAGAGGUGGAGAGAAAUAAAGAACUGGGAGAUGGAAUGAAAGAGAAAGAGGAGGAAGGACGGCAAGAUGCGGUGGAGGACUCAGGCCUGGUUCUGGACUUAGAAAUGGUGUCUUUAGAACGGGUAGAAGAGGAGGAGGAAGAGGUGGAGAAGGAGGGCCUGAGCCUCACAGAGCCCAUGGACUGUAGUAGUUCGCCUGACACAGCAGAAGGAAACGUGUCAGGAAAGCGGCUUAUUAGCGGUUCUUCUUAUUCCCCGUCCUUACAGUCCAAUGGUUGGGCUACGCCCAUCUCUAACGGACCACCGUUAUUACCUCCCCUUCCCCGUUUGGACAACAACAAUGGACUGCUGAGGCCUGGGCGGCCGUUUGCAUGGGCUAGACUGAAUGGAUACCGAGGCCCCGCCCCGGAGCUUUUGCCGCCCACUAACGAACAAGACGAUGUUAUGUCAUGUCCGGCCUGCUGUCUAGCUGGGUUCAGCUUCCCUUCCUUGUGCCUGCGUAGAGCUCCUCCCUCGCGCCGUGGACCCCCACGACGAACUUACAGGAACUUCAACAAAGGGGAAACGUCUGCAGCCACAGCAAAAGGACUGCUCUGUUGGGGAGCAACAGGUCUGGCUCCAUCCAGUACAACCUGUGAGCCAGGGUUACCUCUGCCAGAGGCCCAGACCUAAAGAUGACCACUGCAACAUCUCAGAAACUGCUCAAUAUUUACAAUGCAACACAGUCAGGCCGCAUCCCUGAUGUCAGUAUGGUUAUCUUACUGGAUGCAGUGUGGGUUGAAAUAGUGAAAUAGAGGGAUAGUUCACCCAAAAAAUGAAAAUUCUGUGAAACACAAAAGAUGUUCAGACAGUGGGUUAGUAAAUCAUUUUCUAGGGCUGCACAUUACAUCGAAAUAAAUUCGACUUUGCGAUAUGCCUUAGUGUGAUUGUCAAAUUGCGCAGGCUGCAAUUUAAUUAAAUAAAUAUAUGCACUACCGGUUUCAGACCGAAAGCAUGUGUGUAAAUUAACACAGUGCCACGCUUUACUCUGAAAAUGGCAGUGCAUAUAUUUAUUUGCUGGCAACUCGCCAAAAUAAAACCUUGAUAGUUUAAAGUAAAGUAACUUAUUUGCAUCUUAGUUACUUUGAAGUAACUAAGAUGCAAAUAUUAGUAUAAUAAUUUGAUGGUUUUACUAUAAAAUAGAAUUAUUUUUAUUAAAUACUCAUUUUUUUUAUUUUACAGUACAAUACUAUUAUUACCAUAUAUUAUUUAAUAAUAAUCAAUUAACAAAACAUGACAAAAACAGUGGGAAUGAGGCCAAUGCAAACUCAAGUGGAAAGAGAUCUGUUAGCUUUAUAGUUACUGAUACAGGUUUGAGUACGUUAUUGAAAACACCCAAAAAUUUUUUACGUUUUCCCAAAUUGUUCAGCCUUUAAAAGAAUGGUUCACACUCAAAAAAGUCUACAGAGUUUUAUUUUUUCAGCUUUUUAAAGGUGCAAUGUGUUCAUUUUAGGAGGAUCUAUUGACAGAAAUGCAAUAUAAUAUACAUAACUGUUUUCAGUGGUGUAUAAAGACCUUACAUACUGAACUAUUAUGUUUUUAUUACCUUAAAAUGAACCAUUUGUAUCUACAUACACCGCGGGUCCCCUUACAUGUUAAGUCAUAUUUCUAUAGUAGCCCUAAACAGACAAACUGCUCUACAGAGUGUAUUUGCUUGACCUGAAACUCUCUGCUGUUUCAGAUGACAACAUUUUUGUCCUGUGUUGGCUUCUCUAUAUUGCAAUUCGCAACCUCACCGCUAGGUGCCGCUAAAAUUUACACACUGCACCUUUAAAUUGUUUUUAUUUUCUAUGCAAAUGCACUCCCCUACAAAAUCACCCCAUUCAUUUUAAAUGAUAAAUUCUUUGCAAAUAUAGUUAUAUAAGUCAUCAGCUGAAAAUUUAAAAUCGCAAUAUAUAUCUUUUUUUGUGCAGUCCUGGAGUUUUCUGUUUUGAGUGAACUAUACCUUCAAAUGUGUGCAUAAGAUACACACAAGUUAAAAGUGAGAAAUGAAAGGCAUGCUGGUUCCAUAGUGCCAGUUCUUUAUCAUGGUCUUUUUUUAUUACUGUAAUUCAGAAUAACUUAUAUCAUCACUGUACAAUACUGUCUGCUUUUUAUUGGGUGCUCUUUUUGGCUCCAUAAAUGUUUGAUUGACUCAAAGCCACUGUGUUUAAAAUGAAAAGAAGAAAAAAACUGUGUUUAUAAUAAGGGAGACCUAUGUGAAAAUAGUGGCAUGUCAAGCAUUUUAAGUGUAUAUAUCAUGUAUUUAUUUAUUAGAUAAGCAUUCCUCUGAAAGACUGAGUGCUCUUCACUUUGCUGUGAGGGUGUGUGAUGCUGGGUUCUGCUGUCAGACAUUUGUUGAUACAUUUUUUGUGAUACACAUGUAUGUUUAGAUGCAGUGUAUGCAGUAAAUCAUGGUAAUUCUGUAAAAUGUACUGUUUAAUAGGAAUUUUUUUGAAAACGUUUGAGUUUUACACAAAUGAAGAUGUGUAGGAGUGCCUGUAGAGGAUAGCAGUAUUAAUUUUUUUAUUACCUCCCUCUAGUGGUCAGGAGGACACGCUCUUGUUAGAUCACUGCUGCUGUUGUUAUUUAAAAAAAACAGGUUCCUCUCACACUAGUCAUGUUUGAGGACAUUUACCUUCACGUUUGAUAUAGUUCAGAUUUUGGUGAUGUUCAAGGUAUGGAAUUGUAUUUAAAAAAGCAAAAGAGCAUCUUGCACAAAGUGUUUUCUGAUGCCACUGACAUUUACUCAUGACAGUUAUAUGACAUACCCCAACACAUGUCAACAAAUCUGCUUUGUGUUUCAGUCUGAGAAGAUUUUUGCAUUACUUUAUUAUGCAGAAUCUCAGACAGUCUGUAAUGCUGAAUUACACCUCAGAAAUACAUCCACUGAAUUUCCUCAUGCUUGUCAACGUACUUCUGCUUAUGAGAUGAGCUUAGGAAGUUUCUGCAUGCUGAGUACUGUACAAAAGAGUGAUCUGUACAUAUUAAUGCAUGACAAUAGGCAAGAAGCUGUCUAGCACAUUAAAACUUCCCUUCAUACUGGCAUCAGAGGUGAAGAUGUCUCAAGGCGUUUUGUCUUAUUCUGAUCUGAAUUCAGAUGAGAUAUGAAUGCAAUAAGUGCUCUUGAUUUAAGCAGUAAGUUAUAUUUCUUAUAGUUUGGCGAGUGAAAUGUUGAAAUGAAUUAACUUGUUAUAAGUUCUUGAAAAGUAUGUUUUCUAUACUAAUCUGUGAAUUAUAGAAUUGGGCGAUAAAACUUAGAAAGCUGAUAAUGAAAUAUAUAGUUUUCCAUGCACACAAGAGAACUGUAAUAUAUACAGCACAGACAUUGAGAACUUGCCUCCUUUCUGUCAGUGAUGAAGUGAUGUUAUAGCAGAUGGGGCAUGGAUGGAUUUGUAAGGUCCAUGUUACUGUAUAAAGAUCUGUUUCUUUCUAAGGGAGAACCUCUUUCUCUGAAAACAAAGCACUUAUUACUAUGAUUACUGUUUUUAGUUCUGGGGAACAGCAGCUUUAAUACAUGUCAACGAGUUGUUAUUUAUGAAAAUGUCAUGAAAUAAAAAAAGAUUGAAUGUAGAAACUCA
Molecule: messenger RNA, 5490 nt
Organism: Ctenopharyngodon idella (grass carp)
Lineage: Eukaryota; Metazoa; Chordata; Actinopteri; Cypriniformes; Xenocyprididae
Gene: tesk1a
Product: testis associated actin remodelling kinase 1a
Exons: 11
Coding region: 593-2563 (656 amino acids)
Biological process (GO): protein phosphorylation; actin cytoskeleton organization; positive regulation of stress fiber assembly
Cellular component (GO): nucleus; cytoplasm
Molecular function (GO): ATP binding; protein serine/threonine kinase activity
Source: RefSeq, a predicted model, not a curated record